GAUUUUAAAUCCAUUGAGAUUGAACGGGUUGUGCGGUUCACGCCCAGCCCUGGUUAAAUUACAAAUUGUACUUGAGAGGGUUUUUAGGGUUCAUGAAAAAACCGAGGAUUUCAGCGCAAAAACUUCAAAUCUGCAAAGAUUUCCUCUGGAGAACAGGUAAUAUAAAUACUACCUCCUCUUUUGGGGCUUAAAUUUCAUCAAUGUCUAGUUUAAUCUUCAGAAAUUUACACCAUUUGAGGUCUUCUAUUAGAGCCUUUUCACCAACCUACCACAAUCUCCAUUUCCUUCAAAUCCACCCCUUUUCAUCAUCAUCAUCGCUCAAAACCACUCCAAAUCAACACUCAUUCACAGUGAAUUACCUCAUAAACUCAUGUGGGUUUCCUCUAGAAAAGGCUCUCUCAGCAUCAAAGUAUGUCAAUUUUGAAACCCCACACAAGCCUGACGCUGUCCUCGCAUUCUUCGAGAACCACGGCUUCACCAAAACCCAGAUCUCAAUUCUCGUCAGGAAGCUCCCUCCGGUGAUCGUAUGUGAUCCGGAGAAAACCCUUUUGCCCAAACUCGAGUUUUUCAAAUCUAAAGGCGUUUCGAGUACUGAUGUUGCCAAAAUACUGUCUUCAUCGCCAGCUGUUCUGAAAAGAAGCUUGGAAAACCAUGUCAUCCCAUCUUUCAAUUUCUUAAAAAAAUUGAUGGGAUCCGAAGCGGCAACCAUAUCUGCUAUUAAACGCUCUGGCAGGCUUCUUUUGCUUGAUCUUCAAAUUGACGUGGCACCCAACAUUGAAUUUCUGCGAGCAUCCGGUGUGCCAAAUGAGAAUAUUUUGGUCUUGUUGAGGUACCAACCUAGAGUAUUCAUGACGAGCUGCGAUAGGUUUAGAGAGAUUGUGAAGGAGGUGGAGGAAAUGGGCUUUAAUCCUCUUAGGACGAAGUUUGUGAUAGCAAUUCAUGCUUUUAGGGCAAUGAGUAAAUCGACAUGGGAGAAGAAGGUUGAGGUUUAUAAGAAAUGGGGUUUGUCUGAGGAUGAUAUUCUUGUUGCUUUUGGGAAGCGUCCAUGGUGUAUGAUAGCGUCUGAGCAUAAGAUCUCAGGGGUGAUGGAUUUUUUUGUCAAUAGAAUGGGUUUGGAGUCCUCAUUUUUUGUAAGAAGGCCAGUACUUGUUUCGCUGAGCUUAGAGAAGAGAAUUGUUCCAAGGUGUGAAGUUUAUAAAGUAUUGUUGUCAAAAGGUUUGAUUAAAGACCAGGAUAUUAGCUUGAUGAGAAUGCUAGUCUCUCCCGAAAACUGGUUCCUAAAUAGGGUUGUGUACCGUCACAAAGAAGAAGCUCCUAAGCUAUUGAAAUUGUACAAGGAAAAGUUGGCUCUUGCACAAUAAUUAGGAUAUGCGGAUGCAGAUGAGAGUGGAUAUUGAAUUAUCUCAUUUUGAAUACAACCAGGCAAUCAAUUGAAAUUUGUCUUCUAUAAGCAAGUUUGAAUUCUCAGUUUUUCACUCUGACAAAUGGAAUUUGAAGUUCCACAGUGUUGCAUUGAAUUUUCUGCCAUUUUGUUAUAGUGAUGCUUAAAGCUGUGUUCCAUCAUCUGUUCAUUGGUGUGAUUAGGUCAAGGUGCUUUUUUUCAUUUCAUAUUCAUAGAUGAUAAGGAUUUUAGAUUUCACUUUAGCUGUUGUCUAACAUUCAGUAGUUGUCGAUUUUUAUUUCAUUGUAACAAAACAUGCAUAAAUGUGAUUUUUCCGCAACUGGAGUGGAUUCGUUGUCUUUCAUUUAGACCAUACUAAAUGACAUUGCUCUUUUUGUGCA
Molecule: messenger RNA, 1782 nt
Organism: Camellia sinensis
Lineage: Eukaryota; Viridiplantae; Streptophyta; Magnoliopsida; Ericales; Theaceae
Biological process (GO): regulation of DNA-templated transcription
Molecular function (GO): double-stranded DNA binding
Source: RefSeq, a predicted model, not a curated record